Messenger RNA from Xenia sp. Carnegie-2017, 3521 nucleotides. RefSeq names its product chromosome-associated kinesin KIF4-like. Gene Ontology annotation, biological process: mitotic spindle organization; microtubule-based movement. Gene Ontology annotation, molecular function: microtubule motor activity; ATP binding; microtubule binding. The record is from RefSeq and is a predicted model, not a curated record. NCBI's taxonomy places the organism in Eukaryota, Metazoa, Cnidaria, Anthozoa, Malacalcyonacea, Xeniidae.
UUCGGCUAGUUUGUCAGGCUGAGUGCCUUUCAAGUGUUGUUUUGCUCAAAUUUAAUGCAACGGAGACCCAUAUCCGUCGUACAAUACUGUCAUUUUGCGUUUCUCGCUGAAAGAUGUCAGGUAAGGUUAUACCGGUCAAGGUUGCGUUGAGAAUUCGCCCUUUAAUCUCAAAGGAAGUAAGCGAAGGUUGCCGAGAAUGCAUCGAAGUUGUCCCGAAUGAGCCGCAAGUAGUCAUCGGCAGCGACACAUUUACGUUCGAUUAUGUAUUCGGUUUAACCUCUCGACAACAGGAGCUUUACGAGCAAGUUGUUAUGCCGUUGAUGGAUACGUAUUUCAAUGGAUAUAAUGUGACAGUUCUUGCCUACGGUCAGACUGGCUCUGGGAAAACGUACUCCAUGGGAACUUGCGCGACCAUAAACACGUCAAACGCGGACGACGAAAUGAGCAACGCGGUCAUUCCUCGAGUGAUCCAGGAGAUUUUCACGAGAAUCGAAAAUCUGAAAGAAAAAUCGGACUUUCUGGUCAAGGUUUCUUUUUUAGAGAUUCACAACGAAGAUAUCAACGAUUUACUCAAUCCUGGACAACCAGACGAAAAGGGCUUGGCAAUUCGUGAAAGCACUUCUGGCGAGAUAAAGAUCAAUGGUUUGAAAGAGAUCAAAGUCUCAUCCAUUAAAGAAAUGGCGACAUGUCUCGAGCAAGGUUCGGCUUCAAGGGCGACUGGUGCUACAGCAAUGAAUACACGAUCCUCGCGUUCCCAUGCUAUUUUCACAAUAGUGAUGGAACAACGUGAGAAGUCAAGCACAAGUGAUGUGAAAAAGGCGAAAUUCCAUCUGGUUGAUUUGGCUGGAUCUGAAAAAGCGAAAAAAACUCAGGCAACUGGUGAAAGAUUUAAAGAGGGUGUGAACAUAAAUAAAGGUCUUCUUGCCCUUGGAAACGUGAUCAGUGCUUUAGGCGAUGAACAGAGGAAAGCGCAUGCUCACGUUCCUUACCGUGACUCGAAGCUUACUCGUCUUCUCCAAGAUUCCCUUGGCGGAAAUAGCAACACCGUGAUGGUUGCUUGCGUCAGUCCUGCUGAUAGUAAUUUGGAAGAGACUCACAACACGCUAAAAUAUGCUGACAGAGCGCGAAAGAUCAAGAAUAAACCUGUGGUCAAUCGUGAUCCUAAUGCCGCCGAAAUAUCAAAAUUGAGGCAACAGGUUCAAAUGUUGCAGUUGCAGCUACUUGAAGGCCAAUUCAUUCAACAAACGGACGGAGUUAGCAAAAAAUUGGCACAUUCUGAGAUGGAGGAAUUACUAUCCAGGAAUAAACAAUUGGAGACAGAGAAUGAACGCCUGACAUCAGAGCUGCACAAUGCAUUCGAUCAAACAACGUCGCUCUAUGAAAAGAUAAUGUUGGUUGAGAUGUCAAAAGACAGGUUAAAGCAAAGAGCAAUCGAAGUUAAGGAGAUAAUAAAGUCUCAAGGAAUCGAUGUUUCGUUUAAUAUUGAUGAAGACAAGGACGAGGAAAAUAACGAUCUUGUAAAGUGCCUCGAAUUAAAAAUGGGGAAAAUGGAGGAGGAAGAAGGUGAUAUAGCACCAUCGGGCUCGGUGGAGGAAAGAAAAUCAUUAGAUGCAGGCGACGGCGAGCAUCCAGAAAUUGCAAAUAGCUCGUUUGCUGCCCAGCAUGCUUUGCGGAAAGCAGAAUUAUGUAACCAGCUGCAAGAGCUGACCAAAGCAUUGGCUAUGAAGGAGGAGAUUGCUAGCAAAUUAGUCGAUAAUGAACGCAUUUCCUCAAUGAGAAAACAACAUGAGAUGACCGUGAAAGAGCUUGAGCAAACAAUUGAGAAUCUCGAAAAAGAAAAGGUUGCUUUGAAUUCAGCUUUGAAUAAACAAAAGAACAGUUCCUCACUAAAGAAAGACAAAGAAAGACUUCAUGUGUUGGAAAAGGAAAUAUCGCACUACAAGAAAAAACAGGUUGAAUAUCUACAAACGCUAAAAGCAAAACAACACAGUGAUCAAACAAUCAAUAAACUUGACGCGGAAAUCAAGGGAAUGAAAAAAAUGAAAGUGAAAUUGAUGAAACAGAUGAAGGAGGAGGCAGACAAAUUUCGCGUGUGGAAAUUAAAAAAAGAAAAGGAAAUCAAUCAACUUAAACAACAGGGGAGGAAACGUCAGUUUGAGUUUAAGAAGCUGGAAUCUGUGCAUUUGAAGCAACAAGCCGUGCUGCGGCGCAAAACAGAAGAGGCUGCUGCAGCAAAUAAAAGAUUAAAAGAAGCCCUUUCAAAACAAAAAGAAAGCUUGGAAAAGCGGAAUCAGUCCUUGCAUUAUCAGAACAAACAAUCAGAAAAUGUUAUGGAGAAGAUUAAAUUUUGGUUAUCACAUGAGAUUGAAGUCAUGGUCAGCGCAGGUGAAGCUCGCUCUGCAUUGAAAGAUGUCAUAGAAGAUCGAAAGACUUUAUCUCAAGAAGUUUCCCUCCUGAAGUCGAAAUUACAGGAAAAAAUUGACGAACCGUCUUGCAAGAGGGUUUCUCUUGGACAAGGCGAACACGCGUCACAGGAAAGCGAUGAAAUAUGCGAAAUCCGAAAGCAAAUACAGGCUUUGGAAAUUGAUUUGGAAGUGAGGAGUUCACAGAUAACGGAAUUACAACAGAAGAUUAUUGACGCCGAGCAAGGUGACAGAACGAAAUAUCGAUGGAAUAACAUCCAUACGAUGGCUGAAGCCAAAGCAGGCCUCAGGUCUUUGUUUAAUUGGGUCAUCGAGUCAAAGGUAGCUCAGGGAAAGUUGGUAAAAGAAAACGAAGAUUGCAGUAGAAUGUCGUUUGAGGCUGGAUCGGAAGUUGAGAGGCUGAAGAGUGAACAUGAACAACAGAUGUCACUUCUUCGUGCUGUUAAAGAGGAGGAAGUUUUGCGUUCUCAAGAACAGGUGGCUAAACUUUUGAUUCAGCUGCAGGAAGAAAAAGCGGCCAAAGAGGAAAGGGAAAAGCGUCUGGAAGAGUUCACUCGUGUUUUGUCGCCGGAGAUCGAGAUGCCAGCUAAAACGUCAAAGGAAAGAACCGUCGCAGCUGCAAAAAAACACAAGGUGAUUGUUGUGAGUGAUACUGAGAUGGGGUCAGAUCCCAUUCAUUUUCAUCAUGGUUGUGCAUCAGCGACCCAUGGAGAUGACGAAGCACCUUUAAAAGAAAAUAAGAAACCUGGAAAGAAAUCAGGCAAACGAUCGUCAGCAAAUUUGCAUUCGUGUUCAUGCAAAGGAGACUGUUCCACCAAGAGAUGUAAGUGCAGAGGUUCAGAGAAACAGUGCUCAAGCGACGCAUGUCGAUGCAGCAUUUCAUGCAAGAAUAGAGCGAAGAUAUCGUCGCCUGCUGUUCUCUCAGAAAAAGGUGAGGUGUUUCACUUGAUAAAGUUUGUGUUAGAUAACAGGAAAGUCUCUUCUUCAAUCUUCUAUUUUGUUUCAAAACCGAGUUCCUUUCGUUACCAAGUUCCUGGUUACAAUGAGUGUUUGGUUAAGGAGACCACGCAAAAUUUCUUGUCCAGCGGUACUCACUAA